This is a messenger RNA of Dermacentor andersoni, 1802 nucleotides long. Its product is annotated as DNA-directed primase/polymerase protein-like. Gene Ontology annotation, biological process: mitochondrial DNA replication; replication fork processing; response to UV. NCBI's taxonomy places the organism in Eukaryota, Metazoa, Arthropoda, Arachnida, Ixodida, Ixodidae. The record is from RefSeq and is a predicted model, not a curated record. Gene Ontology annotation, cellular component: nucleus; mitochondrial matrix. Gene Ontology annotation, molecular function: DNA-directed DNA polymerase activity; chromatin binding.
CAAGCCUGGCAUUCUAUCAAGAGAAAUAUUUUUGUUGUGUGGCGGAAGCAAACAUCUGGUGUCCAUGGUGAGUGUUCGAUAGUCAAGGAUAACAAUGAAUAAAAAAGGAAGAACAGUCGCCCAACAGCAAAGCAGCCGCUAGGGAAGCCCACUUGCCCUGCUGUUUGUUUUUAUUGCGAGCAGGUGACCAGGCAACCGUCUCAAACUGGGAGGUGACGGGUGCACCUUUUAAAAAAGAAGGCGUGAAGGCUUGAUUGCAUAUGAACCAGAGAACAGAUUCUGCGUGUUGUGUGCUUAUUAGCUGACUUGGAUUGUCCGAUACGGUCCAUCUCGUUUUUCAAAUGAAGUCUAGGAUCAGUGCGUGUGAAUGAAUGUUUGAAGACUGCACAAGUGUGUUGUUUAGAUCACAACGAAGCCGGUGAUUAUAGGAAUGUGCGCCUUCGAGUGCCCUUCAACUGCAACCACUUCCUUCUAUGGCGAGAGCCACAAGCGAAGCCCUCUCGUUGAGAGAGUCGAGCGGGCAACGAAACAAUUGCGCGAGGAACCUGCCAAGGUCAACUUCCGCAACAGCCUCCUUGGACCAACUGUUGUCUGGAAGUUACUACCUACGCAAGCUCAAGCGCUGACCAUUGCUCGCACUCUGGACGAUGACGUGCGGGUGUUCUCCUACGAGCUUCAAGAGAGCGAUGUCCCUGGGAAGCGUGCGUAUCUGGUGACCCAUCCACUCCACUUGUGGAACGUGCUGCAAAUGCGUCGCCCUUCGGCCCGCUGCAUGUACGAGGUGAUUGCAGAGGAUGCACCAUGCAAGCUCUACUUUGACCUCGAGUUUGAGCGCAAGCCUAAUCCGGGCAGAGACGGCGUCGCCAUGGUCGAGCACUUUGUCGACUCAGUGUGCCGCGAGUUGGGAGAUCUCUUCGGGGACCGCUGCAGCCGAGACGAUGUCCUCUGGCUGGAUUCCAGCACUGCAAAGAAAUUCAGCUGCCACCUCAUUUUUCAGAGAACACCCAUGUUUCGAGACAACCGCGAAGCCGGUGCCUUUGUUCACCUUGUGUGUGAGAAAAUGAGGAAAGGUUCUGUGGCACCAAAGUCUGCCUUGGCUGCUUCCCGGGCUCGCCGGGCAAACCCUCUCGUGCUUAACAAAAACGGCAAGGAAGUGCUUUUCUGUGACGAGGCUGUGUACACGCGCAACCGCAACUUCCGUCUAUUUCAGUGCACAAAGCUCAAGAAAGACACACCUUUGGUGCUGUCUCAGAACGACUGCUACGUCCGUUCCUUAAGGAAGCAGCCGGAAGACAAGGACAUCUUCCUCGAUAGUCUUGUCACAUGGCCACCUCAGCAGACCAGUGCACAUCUGCUGACACUUUCUGUGGACUGUGCUGUAGCAAAAUUGCCUGCAUCUGUGACAAAGAAGCAAGGCAGCUUUACGUCGCUUAGCUCGCCGUAUCCAGACGUUGAUGAGUUCAUUCGAGGCGUCAUUGCCCCGCGUGGGACAAUCCGACAGGUGUCGCACUUUGCCGACACUGACACGCUGGUGUACGAUGUGCAAGGCUACCGGUAUUGCGAGAAUAUCGGGCGCGAACACCGCAGCAAUGGUAUCAUGUAUGUGGUUGAUGUGAACGUUGGCAGCUUCUACCAAAAGUGCUACGAUCCUGACUGCCGAGCGAUAUCAUUUCGUUCGGUCCCUCGUCCCGUUCCACCUGAGUGCCUUCCGUCCUUCUGGCUCAGCCAGAUCCCUGAUGAAAUGCUCAGUGCCUGAGUGGUUUUUGCUUUGAAUAAAUUUCUCCGGUGAAAAGCUGUUAUAA